This is a messenger RNA of Ichthyophthirius multifiliis, 741 nucleotides long. RefSeq lists its product as hypothetical. The record is from RefSeq and is a predicted model, not a curated record. NCBI's taxonomy places the organism in Eukaryota, Ciliophora, Oligohymenophorea, Hymenostomatida. The transcript is spliced from 3 exons.
AUGAGUAAACUAAGUCAAUUAUAAUAAAGUGGCCCCAUAAAAGGUUUUUAAGAAUCUCAACCACUAUAUUAACAAUAACAUAAUACAACAAACAGCUAACAUAUUAACAUAAAGGAAGAGGAUAUCGACGAAGAAGAUAUAAAUGAUUAAAAUUUAAAUUAAAAAUUCGGAAAAUUAGGUUCAAAAUUAUUGAGAUGUUAUAAAUCUUUAUUACUAGGAUAAGAUGAGAAAUUUUAUUAACUUUCUGAAAAAAUAAUUCAAAAUUUUAUAAACAAUGGUUAAAGUUAAGUUCUUAAUUAUUUAAAUGAAUAAGAUUUUAUUUAGGAGAUUUAGUAAUAUAAUUUCCAAAUCCAGAUUAUUUAAAAAAAGGUGAAGAAAAACAAAAUAAAAAAAUUAUUGACAAAAGCAAUGCUUUAGAAGAUUUUAAAAAAGCCUUUAAUAUUGUAGAUGCAAAUAUACGUUCUGAAGUGGCUGAAAAUAAAAUAUUUCAAAUGGCUUUUGAAUAAACAUUUAGGAGACUAAAAGACAAAAAACAAUAAAAAACAAUAAUUUAACCAUAAAAGUAACUCCGAUAAAAUUCUUAAUUUCAAAUAAAACCUACAAUUGAAAAUGACUAACAACCUCCAAUUUAGAGUAGCUUAUAAAUACUAAAAAACCUCCUUUUUAAAAGCAAAUAAGAAACUCAAAAAGAACUACUUAACAAACAAAAAAAAGAAUACGAAAUUUACAUCGAAAAUUUGA